This is a messenger RNA of Fusarium vanettenii 77-13-4, 1107 nucleotides long. RefSeq lists its product as uncharacterized. Gene Ontology annotation, cellular component: nucleus. Lineage: Eukaryota; Fungi; Ascomycota; Sordariomycetes; Hypocreales; Nectriaceae. The record is from RefSeq and is a predicted model, not a curated record. Gene Ontology annotation, molecular function: transcription cis-regulatory region binding; zinc ion binding; DNA-binding transcription factor activity, RNA polymerase II-specific. The transcript has 3 exons. Gene Ontology annotation, biological process: positive regulation of transcription by RNA polymerase II. Bases 1 to 1107 code for a protein of 368 amino acids.
AUGAACGCCAUUCUUGACUUAUCCACUCACAAACUCUUGGUUCUCUUUUUCAUGUUUCUUGGCAUUGGCUGUCUAAACUGCCGCAAUCGCCGCAUUAAAUGCGACGAAAAGAAGCCAUGCAGCUACUGCACUCGACGAGGACUUGAGUGCAUCCAACCAGAGUUCAUUGUCCGUCAUGGAUGGUCGGAAUCCGCUGCGGCGACCACGGGUACAAACAGUGAGCCGGCCACAUCAUACGAGACAUUUCGACAAAUUUAUUCAGCCGAACACGCUGGAACAGCCUUGCCCUCAACUGAUGUUACUCCCAGCAGUGAGCUUUUGACUAACGAGACGGCCAAGCUAUUGCGAAUUUAUCAAGAGGGUAUUGGGACUUGGAUGGACAUUCUGGAUCACUCGCUCACUUUCCAACGUCAAGUCCUAUCAUCUGCACUUUCGUCACCUCUGCUGUUCCACUCAAUAUGUGCCUUGUCAGCCAAGCAGAUGAGUCUUACUCAAGACAAUGGUCUUUGGGAGCCCAUCUCCUCACAUCACUACGGCGAGAGUCUCAGAUUGCUUAUUCAUGACGUCACUGUUGAAGGAACAAAGAGAGCCACUAUGCUCUCGGCCACUAUUCUUCUGUGCAGCUAUGAGCUGCUCGCCUUUCCUGGCGCGGAUUAUCAGCGUCAUCUGUUUGGGGGCCGAACCUUGAUCGAGGCAGAUGUUAACGUCGUGUCGGCAACCAACCUGGGUCGCGCCAGCUUUUGGAUCUACGCACGGCAAGAUGUUUCCCUGGCGCUGGUCAAUGAACGGCCAACUCUGAUUCCACCAAGGGAAUGGCCGGCUGUUCCAUUUUCGAACGAGACACAGGAAGACGCUCUCGGGAAACGCAUUCUCUGGUUGCUCGCCAGGAUAAUCGAGAUUAGAUUUGCUCUACUAAGCGACGUCGAUGGCGACACACUGGAGGAUAAUCUCGAUAUUAUAGUAUCAGAAAUCGUCCAUUGGCCAGAGAACGUUCCUCCGCACGCUCGCGGAGUUGACAUCCAAGGUGACCUGGCCGACGGACUCAAGCAAACAUGGUUCUGCGUCCCUUCAGCAGGUCAGAGAUCACACCCUGACACUGGAAGUUAG